AUGCAGACCGACACCGGCGGAGGCGGCGGUGAGGCUGCCUCGAGCGUGAAGGAGAUGACGCUCGACGAUGCCGCUCUGAUGGAUGGGCAUGCUUCUGCCGGCGAGGGGCCACCAGUGGCCGAGGAGGCGGACCUGGAGAGGGGCGAGGUCACGGACGAUUCUGCGAAGGAUGACUCAGAAGAUGACGCGGUGCUCCGCGCCCACAGCCGAGCAGAUGUGAGCGUGAGGAGCAGGAAGCCCUCCGAGAGCGGGAGCGCGCUGAGCCGCCAGUGGAGCACGCACAGCCCGACGGAGGGCGCGCCACGCUGCCGGACCUCGAGCGCGGAGAUCGAGGCUAAGGCGAGCAGGAGCUCGCUGGGCUCGAACGCAGUGGGGCCCGUGAAGUCCGCGAAAACCGUCAAGAGCACGGGGGCGCUGCUGGCCGACUCGGCAUCGGCACGACCUCGCUCGGGCGAUGUCGAGGGCGACGGCGCUCCGCUGACCCCUGGCGCAAGGGCCUCGGAAGGACCGUCGCCGGGCGCGCCAGCGGGCGGCGAGCAGAAGGGCGCGCUGCAGGUGGCUCUCGCGGUCCUGGCGCUCGGCCUUGCCGCCGUCGCCGACUG
Messenger RNA from Prorocentrum cordatum, 602 nucleotides. The record is from the annotation of a GenBank genome assembly. Lineage: Eukaryota; Dinophyceae; Prorocentrales; Prorocentraceae.